This is a messenger RNA of Trachymyrmex septentrionalis, 2084 nucleotides long. It is a transcript of the gene UBL3, whose product is annotated as ubiquitin-like protein 3. The transcript has 4 exons. Gene Ontology annotation, molecular function: protein binding. The record is from RefSeq and is a predicted model, not a curated record. Lineage: Eukaryota; Metazoa; Arthropoda; Insecta; Hymenoptera; Formicidae. Bases 75 to 446 code for a protein of 123 amino acids.
CGUCAUCGAGAUCACGGAUCCCACCGAUUAUCCUGGAUUACACGCGACACGACGUCUCCUGGCCAUCAGUUACGAUGACUACGGUGCGCGCUGUACCCUCGGAUAAGAUAAAUCUACGCCUCAUCCUCGUCAGUGGCAAGACAAAAGAGUUCCUAUUCAGUCCAAGCGAUUCCGCGGGCGAUAUAGCGCACCAUGUGUUUGAAAAUUGGCCGGAAGACUGGGCAGAGGAGGCGGUCGCCAAGGCGGAGAUCCUGCGGCUAAUCUACCAGGGUCGUUUCCUGCACAGCAAUGUCACGCUCGGUGCUCUUGGGCUUCCUUUCGGAAAAACCACGGUGAUGCAUCUGGUGCCGCGAGAGAAUCUUCCGGAGCCUAAUUCUCAAGAUCAGAGACAAAAAAGUAAAGGCGGUGGGAGUAGUUGCUGCUCGGCUUCCUGCUGCAUACUCUAAGUCGUCCCCUGUGACCGUCGCCGAUGUCAGUGGUGGAUCUCGUGGCGGAUGGGCGUGCGGCAUGGGCUGCUGCCACAGCGCUGAGCUAUGAUUUCUAAGAUUUCGUGCUGAUGUAUAAUCGUUAGUGGCUGAGCUCGUGAGCAGUGUAGCACGAGAAACGGAUUGUCGGAUGAAAGAGGGUCUCGCUUGCGCGAUAUCCACUACCGCCGACUACCAUCGAGGAGCGACGCGCGUAGCAAUGAUGCGUUCCCCGAUGAAUGAAUCCCGCACGUCGUUGGGCCGGUCGCUUAUUUCGGUUCGUUUGGCAGGCAGUAAUGCGUGCUCGAUCAAUACACUCACGAGGGAAAUCUGCUCCAGAAGAAGAAAAAGAAGAAGAAGAGCGUAUUUCGUUAUGGAGAAGUCGGAUCAUUGUCGACACGUCGAUUAGCUUGCGAAGAGAUCGAAUUACGCCAAUAACGAUGAUCGGCUAACUUCGAGCUAAGUAACGAGCAAAGUUACUUUGGACGCUAUGGCUCAUGUUGUGAUAUACAGAUGAACGUGAAAAGAAUUUGAUCAGUCACAAAUUUUGUUAACAGCUGAAAUCGAUUAACAAUUUUCUCUGUCCAUUUCCAAAUUGAUGACUGCAGCGUCAAAAAAAAAGAGCAAAAAAAGAGAAAAAAAUUAUAAAAUUGCGUUCGUAAGAUUAGUUAAUUGACUAAAUUUUGGUUAACGACCCAGAGUUAACUUAGAGUUAACUGAAUAUAAUCAAUUUUAUUAACUAUUCUGAUUAAUUUCAUACGGCGAUAUUUCUUCAUUUCUACAGCGUUUACAUUGUUACAUUAGAAUAUAAAUGAAAUAAUCGUAAAUGUAGUUAACAGUCUUAAUUAAAUUUUGUGCUUAGGGAUUCCUUAUCCUUUCCCUAGAUUAUAUAGCUAUAGCUAUGAUAUCGAUGAAGAAAAAAGACGAUCGUAAAUUUAGUUAACAGUUUUAACUAAAUUUUGGUCGGCGAUGACCCGUCUUUUCCUAGAUUUAUGACCGUAUAAUUAUAAUGUCGUGAGAGGGACGUUAUCCAUAAGUCGGUUAACUUUCGUUAAUCCUCUCAGUUAACUUAAGUUUCGAUUACUCACACACGCUCUCAACUUGAUCUAAAUUAAUUUAACAAAUUUAAUUUAAUUCCGCGUCUAUCUCGCGCGCGCAGCGAAAUCAGAAUCGGCGGAUUCUAAGAAAGUUAAACGUCAGUUAACUUUAACUAUCGUUCAAUUAACCGCAGUUAGAGCACUACUCUGCGUCGGUGCAACCGGCCUCGAAGAUCGAGGAGGGCGACGCGAACAAUUACGCAUUCGCCGUGGAUGUUUGUAAUCUUGUUUUGUUCGCCCCGUAUAAGGAACUCGUGUGUAUGCACGGUAAGACGAAUAGAAUUUCCAGGGAGAGGGAUUGAGUAGCAAAAGGCUACGUUCUGUUGUAAGCGUACAUUCGAGACGCGCCCUGGAACGGCGCUACAAUGCUUAGAAACUCAACCACUAUCACAGUACUGCAGCAUUAUAAUAAUUAUGUAGACGGGAUCGUGUGCAUGCUUGCGUAAAUUGAAUGUAUUACGUUCGAGCGAGAAAGAGGAAGAGAAAGCGAAUGAGAGAGAGCGAAAGAGAGAGAAAGAGAGAG